AUGAAAUAAUCAGCUUAACCUCCCCGCUCAACUUAAUUUCGGGCAAACUCUCGAGAAGCCAGACUUAACUUUGCUUAAUAAGCGGAAAUGAAUCUUCGUGGAGAUUUCAAACCUUAAGUACCUUUAGAGCCCUAAAGGCCUACUUAAAGAAGUAAUAGUUAUAGUCGAAACAAUCCCAAUCGUCCAGCUACUUAAGAGGAAAUACGAUCGGCUUUAACUCUACUCAAAGCCAAACGAGAUAAGGAUAGGAAAUAUUCUGAAUUCACAUAAGCUGUGCCAGAUCAAGAUAUUUACUAGGCUCCUUCCUUAAUGAAAGCUUAAAGUUAUUAGCCUCAAGCAACUGCGUAUGAAGAUAUUGUAGCAAAGGAGGAUAAAAAACCGAUUGAAAUCGAUGAAUACGAAAAUGAUGAUGAGGAAUUAAUCGAAUGUCCUGAAGGUUGCGGAAGGAAGUUUAAAAGGUCUGCUUUGUAAAAACACAUUAAGAUUUGCAAGAAGGUAUUUCAAGAGAAGAGAAAAGCAUUCGACACUAAGGAGCAUCGGAUACUCAAUCCUGAUCAUGCUAAAUUAUUAUAGAAAUAAGAGUAGGAAGAUAAGAUUUAGUAACAACAACAAUAGAAAAAAAAAUAAGCCUAACCUAAAAUUGAUGAUAGACCAUUAUAAGGUUAAAAAAAGCCUAAAUGGAAACUGCAAUCUGAAUAGUUCAGAGCAGCAAUGAAAAUAAAUAAAGGAGUACCACUUACCCAAUAGGAACAAGUUGCCAUCGAAGAAGUGGAUGACAGAGUAUAGUGUGAGCAUUGCGGCAGAAAAUUUAAUGAGCAAACAGCCUUGAAACACAUACCAUCGUGUAAGGAAAAGGCUAUGAUAAAUUCAAUGAAGAAGAAAUCUCAAUAGAUGUUACCACCAUAACAGAAUACUAUUAAGUCUCAGUUUAAUGCAACUAACAAUUUCCAAAAACAACAACAAUAACCUUAAUAAUAAACCAAUAAUAUCAGAAACAACGUUAACUUGAAUGGAACAAACAAUACAUUCACAAGUACUUAAACUGCUUCAAGAAGGCCUCCUCCUUCUUCUUCAAAAAAAUAUUGA
Molecule: messenger RNA, 1086 nt
Organism: Paramecium tetraurelia
Lineage: Eukaryota; Ciliophora; Oligohymenophorea; Peniculida; Parameciidae
Exons: 3
Source: RefSeq, a predicted model, not a curated record